CUCUCAAAUUUGCAUUGCCUUGAUCUUGGAUACAAUUCCCUAUUUGAAGCUAAAACUCUUCAGUGGGUUUCUGGUCUUUCUUCUCUGCAGUAUCUUGAUUUGAGUUCUGCAGAUCUUGGUAAAGCAACUGAUUGGCUGCAGGCAACACACAAACUUCCUUCUUUGGUAGAGUUACACUUGUCAGGCUGCAAUCUAAAUAAUGAUUCAUCUCCAAUCAGUGUUAAUUACAAAUCUCUUGCUGUUCUUGAUCUUUCCACAAAUACAUUGUCUUCGGUGCCUACAUGGAUAUUCAGUCUUCGUAGUCUUGUGUCCAUUGAUCUUAGCUCCAAUGAAGUUGAAGGUGUGAUUCCCAAUGGUUUUCAAAAUAUGUCUUCUCUCAAAUUUCUUGAUCUUAGUAGGAAUUCAUUCUCUUCUUCAUCGACACUCAGCUGGUUGUCUAAUUUCAACCAACUUCAAUUCCUUGGUCUUAGCAGUGUCGGCCUGCAAGGUAAUUUUUCAUGUGCCAUUAGAAACUUAAGCUCUCUUACUCAUCUUGAUGUUUCACAUAACCAGCUUGAAAUUAUAGAACCCAAAUGUUUGGAGAGUCUUUGUAAUCUGAGAGAGAUGGAUUUGUCAAAUAACGGAAUUGAUCAUAAGGUAUCAGAAAUCAUAGAGAGUUUGUCUAGAUGUAGUUUGGAUCGAUUAGAGUCAUUAAAUAUUGAAUCUAACAAACUUUCUGGCCAUUUACCUGAUCAACUCAGCCAAUUUAAAAAUCUGGCAUACCUUUCCCUUUCUGAAAACUCCAUUUCUGGUCCCAUUCCAUUCUCAAUAGGGAGGUUGUCAUCAUUGAAAGUUCUUGAUGUUUCGUACAAUCAAUUAACCGGACCUCUUCCGGUAGGGGAGCUAUCAUCUUUGAAGUUGCUUGAUGUUUCAAACAAUCAAUUGAAUGCAACUCUUCCUCAAAGUUUAGGACAACUUGGGAAUUUGGAACAUUUAGACGUUAGCAAUAAUAUGUUGGAAGGAAAUAUAUCAGAAAUGCACUUCUCUAAUCUCACAAGAUUGAGAAUUUUCAGGGCAUCUAACAACAUGUUAACGUUUAAACCAAAUCCAAGUUGGAUUCCUCCUUUCCACUGUGAAAAUAUUGAAUUAGGUAACUGUCAUCUUGGUCCGAAAUUUCCUCAGUGGCUACAAUUCCAAAAGAACUUGUUUCAUUUAGAUAUCUCCCAUGCUGAAAUUUCAGGUGUCAUUCCCACUUGGUUUUGGAACCUUUCGACUCAAUUUGAAUAUCUAAAUCUUUCCAACAACCAACUAGUGGGGAAGAUUUCAUAUUUUCCUAGGAGUUUGGUUGUUGACUUGAGUUCCAACCUAUUCACAGGUCCAUUGCUACAGGCACCCUCAGAUUUGAUGUUUUUAUUUUUGUCUAAGAAUCUAUUUUCAGGAACACUUUCCAAUUUUCUUUGCAAUUCCUCAACUAAAUUGGAACCUUUGACCAUUCUUGACAUUGAAUCAAAUCUUCUAUCUGGUGAAAUUCCAAAUUGUUGGGAAAAUUGGCAAUUUUUGAAAGUCUUAAAUUUGGGAAACAACAAUCUAACUGGGAAAAUUCCUAGAUCCUUGGGAUUUUUGCGCCGUGUUCUGUCAUUGAACCUUCGUAACAAUAACCUACUUGGAGAAGUACCAUCUACACUGCAGAAUUUGGUUGACAUGCUUAUUCUUGAUCUUAGUGAAAAUCAAUUGACGGGAAGUAUUCCAGCAUGGAUUGGAGACAACCUCUUAAACCUUGUGGUUCUAAACCUCCGUUCAAAUAACUUCCAAGCCUAUAUUCCUGAUCAAAUUUGUGCUCAUAAUUCUCUUCAGUUCUUGGAUCUUGGUUAUAACAACAUUUCAGGAGCAAUUCCAAAAUGUUUUAGUAACCUAAGUGCCAUGGCCAUAAAACCCCUCAAGAUACACGUGGGAAACAGUACCUGGUCAUUCGAGUCUAAUAACCUGUUUCUUUUGGGUGCAUUAUUGGUGAUGAAAGGAAGAGAGGAUGAUUACAGUACCAUACUAGGACUUGUAGUCGGCAUAGACCUUUCAGUUAACAGUCUCAGAGGAGAGAUCCCCGAAGAACUUGGUAAUCUCAUAGGACUGCGGUCAUUAAAUUUGUCAGGGAAUCUCCUAACAGGAAAGAUACCAGAGAACAUUGGCAAUAUGGAGGUGUUGGAAUCUCUUGACUUAUCGAUGAACCAACUCCAUGGUGAAAUCCCUUCAAGUUUCUCCAAUUUGAAUUUCUUGAAUCACUUGAACUUGUCCUACAACAACUUGACAGGACAAAUCCCAUCAGGCACCCAGCUGCAAAGCUUUGACAGGUUUUCGUACAUUGGCAAUCAUCUUUGUGGACCUCCAGUCACUAAAAAUUGCAGCAGAAAUGGCGAAACACCUGAUGUUACAAAUGGAGGUAGGAGUGGAGGAAAGAAAAGGUCUAAUGUGAAUUGGCUUUAUGUAAGCGUAGUACUUGGAUUUGUGAUGGGGUUUUGGGGGGUAGUGGCUCCCCUGGUUUUCGUCAGGUCUUGGAGGUUUGCUUAUUAUCAAAACUGGAGCAAAUUGGUGAUAAGCUAUACGUGUUUUGGGCUACUAUUGGUAGGACAUAAAAGCGAAACAUCACGGGUGAUGAAAGAGAAUUUUGACUUGACCUGGCCGUCAUGCCCCGACGAGUAUUCCUUUUGA
Messenger RNA from Durio zibethinus, 2682 nucleotides. RefSeq names its product receptor-like protein EIX2. The record is from RefSeq and is a predicted model, not a curated record. NCBI's taxonomy places the organism in Eukaryota, Viridiplantae, Streptophyta, Magnoliopsida, Malvales, Malvaceae. Gene Ontology annotation, molecular function: protein binding.